AAAACGAAGGCUGCCAUGUUGCAGUCGCAUCGCUGAUCAGUACUAAGAGUGAAUGUGGAUAAGUUCCUUUCCUGCUCAGUGAACUGGAACAGGUUCCUUCUGAGGAUCUCCAUCUGUUUAUUGCUUUCAUUUAGUGAAGUCUCCCGGGUCACAGGAUGAGCGGAGGGACGCCGUACAUCGGGAGUAAAAUCAGCCUGAUCUCCAAGGCCGAGAUUCGCUAUGAGGGAAUCCUUUACACUAUCGACACCGAGAACUCCACUGUCGCACUCGCCAAAGUGCGCUCAUUUGGGACUGAGGAUCGCCCCACUGACAGGCCGAUCCUGCCCCGCGAUGAGACGUAUGAGUACAUCAUCUUCAGAGGGAGUGAUAUUAAAGAUCUGACGGUUUGUGAACCUCCCAAACCAUCUUUGCCUCAGGACCCUGCAAUAGUUCAGUCUUCUAUUGGAUCUGCUGCACCACCCCCGGCUUUUCAGAGUGGAAACUCAUAUGGGCUGUUUAAACAGGCUCCAGUGUCUCCAUACAGCCAGUUCACCACCGGUCCGCUGGUCUCGCCCCCAUUUGGGACGGUCGGUGGUCGCAGCAGUCCAGCUGCUGACCCCUUGCAGAAAAGUCCACCUGUCGAUCCAUCAGCACCAUUGGCCUCGUCCGUCAGCAGUACUGUACCUGUGAGCCGCAGGAGCCCUAUCACAGCACGACUUGGCACAACCAGUUCUCAGAAGACCCAGGUUGCCCCAGAACAGAAGAGGAAUGAGGGCCGGUCUAGACUACGCCCAGGACUCGGGCUUGCAGCAGGAGAUGCUAAUGUAGUUCACUCAGGUUUUCAAACAGCAGGCAUUGAUGCACCAAAAGUGGCUGCCCGACCCGAGUCUGAUCAAUCCAGAGGUGAAAGUAAGGAAGCCCCUAAGCGGCAAGCAGGUCAUGUAGCUGCUGGGCCACCUGGUCCCCGCCGUGGUCGUGGUGGAGGACAUCGGGGGAGAGGACGUUACCCUGUGAGGAGAGAUGGACCCAUGAAAUUUGAGAAAGAUUUUGAUUUUGAGAGUGCCAAUGCCCAGUUUAACAAGGAGGAAAUUGACAAGGAGUUCCAGAGCAAACUCAAGCUUAAAGAUGAGAAGCCGGAGAAGACUUUGAAUGGGGAGGAUAAAGGUGAUUCCGGGGUGGAUACUCAAAAUAGUGAGGGGAAUGCCGAUGAGGAAGAUCCACUGGGACCCAACUGCUACUAUGACAAGACGAAGUCAUUCUUUGACAACAUCUCCUGCGACGACACUAGGGAACGGAGACAGACGUGGGCAGAGGAAAGGCGAAUGAAUGCCGAGACAUUCGGGAUCCCAUUCCGCCACAACAGGAAUCGAGGCGGGUUCCGUGGCCGUGGGGGCAUGGGCUUCCGUGGAGGACGUGGUCGCGGAGCCAGCCGGGGGUCAUUUGGGCCACCACAUGCAGGGGGUGGCGGAUUCAGAGGGGGUUAUAGAGGAAGCCAGGGAGGAAGAGAAUUUGCAAAUUUUGAAUAUAGGAAGGACAACAAAGUAGCCGCAUAGUGCAAAUAGAAGCUGGAGCCACAGGAAGGUGUAACUCAUGGGGAAGUGUUUCGUCACUACUUUUGAGGAGAAUGAAUUAAAAAUGUAAAGGAUGUAUACUUGUCACCAGCACUGGUAUAGACCACUGGAGAAGAUAAAAUGCAAUUUAAUUUCCAUAUCGUUUUAAGAGCGGCAAUGUUUCAGCCUUUGAAAAUGUAAAUCUGAUAAGAAUAUUUCCAGAUGGGGUACUUUGUGUAUGAACAUAUUUUAAAGAAACUAAUGUUUUUGUUUUUCCCCCUCAGUCCUUAACUUGUAUUUAAUAACCAGUUAGCUGUAACAGAGCAAUGUAUAUAUGCCUUUGAUCACCGAAAUAGCUUUAUCAUUAUUUUGAAUACCUUUUUUCCGUUCUAACUUUUUACUGUAUUUUUCUACUUACUCACAUUCUUGAAGUCAGUUGGUAGAAUUGUAAUUAUACUUGUUUGCUUUAACUAGCAUGUAGUCGGAUUUCCUUAGACUGUCCAAAUUAUUCUGGUACAUUGUAUGUUGUGUUAAAUAUCACACGAACCAUCUAAUCAGUGUGACUAGUAAACAUGGAUGUUGAGAAGUAAGCUAAUGAGAAUAGAUUUCCUCCACAAAGGUAUUUAUAAAUUAUCUUCAAUGCAUAGCCACAUUGUUAGAAGUUUUAGAAAGCGAUGCUAAAAUAUUUAACUUCAUAUGGCACCAGUUAGUAGGCAACAAUGCUGCAACCACUGUUCUAAGGCCUGCAGCUUCAUACAUAUGAGUAUUUACAAAAAGUUGAGGCAAAAAGCAUACUAUUAGCAAGAAUAGCACUGGCUCUGUUAUAUAGAGAAGUCCAUAUAUUCUGCACUUGAAUUUGUUGUGUGGUAGGUCAUGGAUAAGGUAAUCUUGUAUUGAACAGCAUGGUGUAUGAUACACAAUGCUUCCUGUGCUUUAGCAUGCUUAGCCACAUGUUUUUAAAGUUUGAAGUCAGCAGUGAUACCGGUGUACUUGGAUGUUGUGUGGUGCACAGACUUUAGUUCAGCUAAAAGGCAAGUCAUUAAAAUAAAAGGGCCAUUAGGGGUGUGCAGAGCAUGGUGGUGGUCUUGUCCUAUUCCCCAGUGUAGUGAGGAAGUAAACGUGCAGUGAGGCUAUAAGAAUAAGGAUUUAUAUCCUCAGCUGCUGAAUGGUGUUUACUUCAAGUAAUUAUUGUCUACACCACUGUAUGGAUUGAUUGUUUAUAAUGUUGGCGCCUGGAUAUAGAGCUAAUAUUCCUUGAUCUGGUUUCAAAAGCAUGUUCAUUUGAUAAAUUGUGACUGGAUAUCAUAUUUGACUUGACUGUGCACAGACUCUGAACACAAUGUAUACUCAAGUCCAAUCUGGACUUAUGAACCUUAUUCACAGAUCCAUUUCUAGUUGCGUUUUGUAUUCUUAAUACAUAUAUGAGCCUCUCAAAGACUCCCUGAUUAGUGCUUCAUUCUUGUUUGGUUUGCAUACCUUUUAAAUUUGUUCAAUAUCACUGAUGUAAUUGGUAGAAUGGUAAAAAAUGGAAGUAAAUGCAGUAGCCCAAGAUCCUCAAAAUAGCUAUUAUUGAUGUGCUUGUAUCUCCCUGAUAUCUUUAAGAAAUUUAACAAUUUAGGAUAUUCAAAUUAAGCUUCUGGACUUUCCUACCUCAAAUAGUUUGAUACAAUGAAAAACACUCUUCUGUCUGUAUGCUCCAUUUAACACUAAAUCCAACACACAGGCUUCUAUGACUAAAGGUUAUAUCAUAAAUUUAUCACCCAAUAAAAGAAAAAACUGAGUAAACGUUGGCCUGACUAAUGAAUUUAAGUUGUGAACGUUUCUCGCAGAAGUGAGAAGCUGCUUGAAUCUCUAUAGCUUUAAUUAUAGAACACAAAGUUCAAGAUGCAUGAUGAAAAAAAAAAACAGUUCUUAAUAGACUCUAGAUAGCAAACCAACACUUAAUCAAUACUAGCCUCAGAAGUUUUUUGUUCUUCACAUGAAGUCGCAAUUAUGUGUUAUAAUUUUGUUUACAUGAAUUCAGGUUUAAAUCUUAUGUGUUUUCACCCUGAAAUCGUAAAUUUUUACCCUCCACUGCCUAUUGUUUGAUCACUUAUUGGUUAUGAUUGUGAAGGAACAAAAUGUCUAUUUGCCUGUUCAGUAAAUCACUUAAUAGUUUGCAGAAAUAAUGCUAUCAUGUGUAAAAUACCAAAAAAAUAGUGCAAUAGAGCUGCUUUUAUUUUGGUCAACAUCAAUAACAAGGACUAGAAGUUUUGCACUGCUAUAUGGUAAUCUUUUGUCAUGUUAUUUUGCGUUAGACUUUUCAUUAACUUGAAAUCAGUUUGUCUGGUGUACUUUGGUAAAAAUAAAAAAUCUUAGCAUAAGCAAUAAUUUUUGGUUAUUUAAUCAUAUUUCACUACCUGGGAGCUUACUAAUUAUUUUUUGGUGCUAUAUAUCACCAUGGCAUGCUAAAGUACAAGUAGCAACUCGUAAAGCGAAACAUGUUUUUGUUAUUGAGCAAAAUAAUUUAGAAAUGCACUUUUGCACUUAUUUUCAUCUGUCCAAUCUAUCCAAGUUGAGAUUGCUUAUUUUACUCAGAAUAUUGGUUAAGUUUUCCACACAGUCUUAAGAAGAUGCAGACUGUAACUGUCUAGAUGUCAUUUUAUAAAAUGUUUCAUGCUACAUAAAGAACUAACUGAGUAUCUCUUAAGAGCACAUUUUAUCAUGAAAUAAUUUGAGAGAAUUUUCAUUCAUUUUGUUCCAGGUUCUGUUCUGUUAUUUAAAUUAGUUUUCAGAGAAAUGUGAAAUCCAGGUUUUAUCAAGGCAUAAAGCUUUGCCCUUUCAUUUAUGUUACAACAAUGUUCUAAUGAUUAAAUCAUUUAUGAGCAGCACUCUUGUAAGGAUAUGUUAUUCGUUGUUGGACAGUCACUGCCUCUAGUGUUGCCACAAGACGUGAUAAUGUAUGGUGACACUUGUGGGGUAGAUACUGUUAUUGAAAUGUUGUACUAUGGUGAGACUGAAUAUCACUACUUCCUUCAGUAAGGUUUGAAUUUACAUUUUGUCUUUCAAGCAUGAGGGGUAUAGCUCAAUGUAAAGGGAUUUUUAUUCUGAAACUUCAAUAAACUGUUAAUUAAUA
Messenger RNA from Clarias gariepinus (North African catfish), 4644 nucleotides. RefSeq names its product LSM14A mRNA processing body assembly factor a (gene lsm14aa). The record is from RefSeq and is a predicted model, not a curated record. Lineage: Eukaryota; Metazoa; Chordata; Actinopteri; Siluriformes; Clariidae. The transcript has 9 exons. Gene Ontology annotation, cellular component: P-body. The coding region runs from base 156 to 1532 and encodes 458 amino acids. Gene Ontology annotation, molecular function: mRNA binding. Gene Ontology annotation, biological process: P-body assembly; cytoplasmic stress granule assembly.